Neopsephotus bourkii (Bourke's parrot) is the source of this 2328-nucleotide messenger RNA. It is a transcript of the gene MARCHF2, whose product is annotated as membrane associated ring-CH-type finger 2. Gene Ontology annotation, molecular function: zinc ion binding; ubiquitin-protein transferase activity. The coding region runs from base 760 to 1356 and encodes 198 amino acids. The transcript has 4 exons. The record is from RefSeq and is a predicted model, not a curated record. Gene Ontology annotation, biological process: protein ubiquitination. Lineage: Eukaryota; Metazoa; Chordata; Aves; Psittaciformes; Psittacidae.
UUAAGAGCUGAAAAUGGAGCACAGCCCCUGUUCCAGGAUGGUCAUGGUGUAAAAGUGUGGGGUUAAUUUGCAGCCCCAGGGAAGGAGGGUGUUUGUGUUGCAGGAAUCCCAGUGCCUAUUUAUUGCUGGAGGGGACAUGUGGCAGCUUCACUUGUUCACUGUUCUUGAUGUGACUUCUCAUCACUUAUCUUGAGCAGCUUCCAGAGCAGCGGCCCCAUGGCAGCGUGGGGCACUCCAGCCACUGAGACCAGGCACAUGCUGUCUUCAGAUCCUCUUAACAGCUGUUAUUUUGUUUUCAAUGAAUUUGGCCAAACGUUGAUGAGGUGUGAAAGUGGUGACUGCAAGCGUGGGGGAGGAGAGCAGGAACGCCAGAGCAGCACGUCAUUGCUAUCUCUAAACCUGGAGCUGGUUGAUAAGCACAUGAAGGGAGCUGAGCUUCCUCUCUGACACCAGAUAGGCUGAGUGAGAAGUUGUGCAACCCCUUAAAGCUUGUGGAGGUGUAAUAAUUGUGUGGGGAACCUGCCUGGUUAAAAAAAUCCCACCAGGGUUCCUCAUGUGUCUUGGUGGGACACCAGUUUGUUCAUUUUGGUGGGGGUAGGUUUCAGGCUCUUAUCCCUUAACAGAAUGAAGCCAGAAGCAGUGUGACUAUACUGGAAUGCUGAAUUACUGAUAGAGUCUCUACAGCCUGCUGGAAAACUGUGUCUGAGGGUGUUGGCAUUGUGACCAGAGCCUUCCCUCUGUGGAUAGGAAGGAAGGAAAAUGGAGGCUGAUAAGAAAUUGUUUCUUGCAAGUGAUGGUCCCAUCUGUCGAAUCUGUCACGAAGGUGGAAGUGGGGAGGGACUGCUUUCCCCGUGUGACUGCACAGGAACACUGGGCACCGUGCACAAGAGCUGCCUGGAAAAAUGGUUAUCCUCCUCCAACACAAGUUACUGUGAGCUCUGCCACACAGAAUUCGUUGUAGAGAGAAGACCGAGACCUUUGACAGAGUGGCUGAAGGAUCCCGGUCCCCGCAACGAGAAGAGGACACUCUUCUGUGACAUGGUGUGUUUCCUGUUCAUUACUCCCCUGGCUGCCAUCUCGGGCUGGCUGUGUCUGCGUGGAGCCCAGGAUCAUCUGCAGUUCAACAGCCGCCUGGAGGCCAUCGGACUCAUAGCACUAACGAUAGCACUUUUCACAAUCUACGUCCUUUGGACGCUGGUCUCGUUCCGGUACCACUGCCAGCUGUACUCGGAGUGGCGCAGGACCAACCAGAAGGUCCGUCUGAUGCUCCCGUCCUCGCGGAGCCCUCACCCCCUGCCCCACUCCCUCCUCUCCGCCAAGCUCAUGAAGAAGGGCGCGGAUGAAACCACGGUGUGAGCCCGUCCUGCCUGGCUGCGGGGGCCGGCACAGGCGAGGAGGGCCGGGGGUCCCCACGGGCACACAGGAAACGUGGCAACUGUGGAGGCCCUCGGGAGCAAUCACCCCCCAAAGGACUUUGCAGUCAGUGUGUACUUUAUAUUGUGGCAGCCAGACAGAGAAUUGAUCACUGUCAUGUGGAUGGCCCAGAAGAGCCCCAUGGUCGAAGGGGCCUGGCUGCAGGGACACUUUCCUGUCACGCAGUACUUUACGUGGAAAAUAUCCCCCUCUCUAUAUAUAUCUCUAUAUAUAAUAUUAUUUUUUAAUGGCCAUGCAUAUUGUGUUUCGGUCCUUUUGUGUUGAUGUUCUAAGCUUCAGUUCUAGAAGCUGGCAGCCUGAUCUCAUUCAGAGGUUAAAUCUAUGCCUUUUCUCCAAAUGAGCUUACAAGGAACACUUUGAAGAACAUUGACGAAAAGUCCCCUUCUCCUUUGCACUAAGUUGGUUUUGAUAAUCCUGCAGCAGCCUUUCCCCUUCCCCUGGUCUGUCGUGCUGUUCCUGCCCCUUCUAGAAAGCUGUGUGUUCUUAAGGGUUCCUAUAAUCCCAGAAGGAGUAAAAUGACGCAAUUCCGAGCAGAGCCAUUUUGUAUAGGAAAGGAUUGGAAUUGUGAGAAUUUCACAACACGUUUCAAAGUGAGAAGAGCUCUUCCUGUGCAGACCUGAUCUCACAGAACACUUUCCUUGCGGAUCCUGGCUCAUCCCCAGGCCUCGGAUGCACUCAGUUCUUGCUGUGUCUGGCACAGGUAGAUGGAGGGUCUGAGGGUGGGAGGUGAUGGCUUGGACGUGCUAAACCCAUCAUUGCCUUCUGCUUGUACGAUUCUAAAAGGAGCUUUCCUGAGCCCAAAAGGGGCAAGCUGGGGUCUCUGUUUGCUGAUGCCCUUUCACCACCUUGAGGCUGGACCUCUCGCAGUGCUGGUUACACGCUCCCCUCACAGGC